GCACACCUUCAGGGGUCUAGAGGAGUCCAUGCCUCGACGGGUCAGGGCUGUUUUGGCAGAAAAAGGGGGACGAACAAAAUUACUGCUCUAGGCAACCAUAACCUUAUUUCAUGUUUGGUCUGUGACUGAGAAUUCCCAUGACUUUUCCAAUCAUUUCUGAUUACUGGAUGAAGUAAAAAUAAUAAUAUAGAUAAUAAUGAGAAGUUAUUACAAAGUGCUCUACAACACUGCAGUUCAUGUGAAACAGAAAUGAGUCAGUGGCAUCAAGAGUUUCAGCUGGUGAGUGUGACUCCGGAAACAGGUUGUUUUUCCCUGAAGCUGGAAUGUGCGGCUGGACUCUCUUCUGAUUGGUUGAGCUUCACUGCUUCUGUAAGUCUCUCAGUGCUGCUGUUCACUGGGGAAUGUGGCAGUAAGAAGAGAUUCCUCCUGUACAAUCAUUUGAAGAUGGACAAAACACGCGGCCUGAUGUUCCUUUUCAUCUGUGUCGGACUCGGGUGUCACAUGACACAUGCUGCUCGCAUGGAGAAACUGGCAAACAUCAAGAUCUGUGCAGACAAGGACUGUUCCUAUGUUAUUUCAAUGGCUAAAGCUCUGGAAGACUAUGUGGCUUCAGACUGCAGGUACAUAAACCUGAGAAGAGGUCAGAUGAUCUAUGUGUACUCUAAACUCAAGCCUGUAGAGGGAGCUGGAGUCUUCUGGUCUGGAAGUGUUUACGGUGACCGUUAUGUAGACCAGAUGGGUGUCAUGGGAUAUUUCCCCAGUAACUAUGUCAAUGAGACGCAUGUUUUUGAGAAGAAAACUGUUGAGAUCCCAACAACAGACAUGGACUUCUUCUGUGCUUAAAGACAGCGCAACAACAUUUCUCCACAACAAUAUUUCAAGGCCCUAGCUCUAGUGUAUUCAAAACUUAUUUUAAUCUAUGGCCACUCCUUUUUUAUGUAAAGUAAAAUAAUUCACUAAUUAUGAAUGAAUUCCAGAAACAGUGUUCUUUAGGGAACUUACUCUUUUUAACCAAUGGAUUUACAUGACUUUACAUGACACCAAUUUUAUUUGCCAGAGCUCUAGUUAACACAAAUGGGUUUAUCUUCUUAAUAUAAUUUUGAGCUUUCUCAUUAAAUCUAACUAUUACUAAAGAUUUUUCAUGGCUUUCAAGCGGAAUUUGCUCUGGCUCCUCAUCCUCGCUUUCAGAUCUUUCUUCAUUGUCACUUCUUACUCUUUUAUUUCUUUUACUUCGAUCUCAGUCAAUCUGCAUAAUUCAUGGGUUCACAGAGAUGGCCCCCAGGGAUGAACCACUGAAAUUUCGAAAAAGUUAUGAUGUAAUGAAGCCUUGUUUACUGAAAUCAUGUGACUUUGGCCAUUUGAAACGAAGCAUUGGUCCUAGUAUAGGUCAUAAACCCCGCCCUCUCCAUGUAGUUUAAUGGGACAUGAGACAAACUAAACAAUUAUAUUAUGAUUCAAAUAUUUUUUCCAAAGAUGGUUUCUGUCAUUUUAGGUAGUUUUUAUCAUGCUGGUGUUAGUUCAAGUGUUUGUUUUGUUUUUUUGUUUUUUAAAUAAGUUGGUUUUAGUUAUUUAUUUGAUGCUAUAAAAACAGGGGUGUGUCAUCAUGAUUGACAGCUGUGAUUAACAGCUUCUCUGAGCGAAGUAGUCAAGCACCAACUGACUUUUAUGGGGGGGAUUUUCGGGAGAAGAUUGUAGCUUUAACUUUAAUUUCUACAUUUCCAGAAAUGUUUAUUUCACACCAACAUUAUGAGUUGUUCUGCAGUAAACUCUACUAAACUGAUUAUGCGGGAGUGUGGGCGGGGCCUUGGUAGCGCACGACUCCACUUCAUGCUCACUACUGUGCAGACUCAGGUCCCAAAUCAGCACAAGAUGUCAGCGCCAUAUUGGGAUAUUGGCGGCUUCACUUUUCUACAAUGGAAGCCCAGCAGCAGCCGUACACCAUUUUGGUUGAAAGCGACUUGGCAGUCCACUAGCUUCUAUGGCAACAUCAGCUGCUGUGUUAAAAAAAAAAAAAAAAAAAGUACAUUAAAUCUGAAAUCCAACUUGAAUGAUGACAACACAGUCAUUAAUAAAGUACAGUCACUAGACUAGUGAUCAU
This is a messenger RNA of Megalobrama amblycephala (Wuchang bream), 2098 nucleotides long. Its product is annotated as otoraplin-like. The transcript has 4 exons. Gene Ontology annotation, biological process: cartilage condensation. The record is from RefSeq and is a predicted model, not a curated record. Bases 250 to 843 code for a protein of 197 amino acids. Gene Ontology annotation, molecular function: protein binding. NCBI's taxonomy places the organism in Eukaryota, Metazoa, Chordata, Actinopteri, Cypriniformes, Xenocyprididae.